CAGAGGUGAAGCCUGGGACGCGGCUUGUCUCCGCCCCGCGGUGCAGCUAGAGGGGUGUGCUUUGGGGGCUUAGGGAAUAGCUAAGGAAGAGGAGGGCCCGGGGUCGUGCCGCAGUCUGCCCUUCCCUAGCUUUUAGGCACUAAGCGUGCACGAGCCCAAAGGUGAUUUUUUCCUUGGGCCCAAUAUGAUACUAACCAAAGCCCAGUACGAGGAGAUAGCCCAGUGCCUAGUGUCUGUACCGCCCACUAGGCAGAGCCUGAGGAAGCUGAAGCAGAGGUUCCCCAGUCAAUCGCAGGCCACUCUGCUGAGCAUCUUCUCCCAGGAGUACCAGAAACAUAUUAAGAGAACACAUGCCAAGCAUCACACUCCAGAAGCGAUUGAAAGUUAUUACCAGAGGUACCUGAGUGGUGUGGGGAAAAAUGGAUCAGCCCCCGUGCUCUUGGAGCUGGCCAAUGAGGUGGACUAUGCACCCUCAUUAAUGGCUCGGAUUAUCCUGGAGAGAUUUCUACAGGGGCAUGAACAGACUCCACCCUCCAAGUCUGUUAUAAACAGUAUGCUACGGGACCCUUCUCAGAUUCCAGACGGAGUUCUAGCAAACCAGGUCUAUCAGUGCAUCGUGAACGACUGCUGUUAUGGACCGCUGGUGGACUGCAUCAAGCACGCCAUUGGCUACGAGCAUGAAGUCCUGCUGAGAGACUUGCUUCUCAAGAAAAACCUCUCCUUCCUAGAUGAAGAUCAGCUGCGUGCAAAGGGCUAUGACAAAACACCAGACUUCAUUUUACAGGUGCCAGUUGCUGUGGAAGGACACAUAAUUCACUGGAUUGAAAGCAAAGCCUCAUUUGGUGAUGAAUGUAGCCACCACGCCUACCUGCAUGGCCAAUUCUGGAGCUACUGGAAUAGGUUCGGACCAGGCUUGGUCAUCUAUUGGUAUGGAUUUAUCCAGGAACUGGACUGCAACCGGGAAAGGGGCAUCCUGCUCAAAGCCUCUUUCCCAACAGACAUCGUCACCUUAUGCCACAGCACAGCUUGACCCCGAAGGUCCCGGAAGAGAAGCCGGAAGCAAUGUUACUUUCCUGCAGUAUAAACUGCUGGCAACAUCUGCCCUGAACUUCAGCUGAACCCUGCUGCUGCCGUCGCAGCCCUACCUCUCUACACAAACAUAUCAAGAGUUUCUGUUUUCCUUCAUCCCUGGGCGAUGUGAAUAGCCAAGAACUACAGACACAACCCACUCAUUAUCAGCAUUUCUGUCUCUGACAAACAGUUAGUUUAUAGAUAGUCAUAAUCUUGCUUCCUUCCGAAUGCUUUCUCCUUGUAUACUGAACAGAAGAGAAAGUAUGGAGACUGAAA
This is a messenger RNA of Rattus rattus (black rat), 1347 nucleotides long. RefSeq names its product chromosome 5 C15orf41 homolog (gene Cdin1). Lineage: Eukaryota; Metazoa; Chordata; Mammalia; Rodentia; Muridae. The transcript is spliced from 11 exons. Gene Ontology annotation, biological process: erythrocyte differentiation. Gene Ontology annotation, cellular component: cytoplasm; nucleus. The record is from RefSeq and is a predicted model, not a curated record. The coding region runs from base 185 to 1030 and encodes 281 amino acids.